Vicia faba (fava bean) is the source of this 3909-nucleotide messenger RNA. The record is from the annotation of a GenBank genome assembly. NCBI's taxonomy places the organism in Eukaryota, Viridiplantae, Streptophyta, Magnoliopsida, Fabales, Fabaceae.
AUGGAGGGAAUAACUGAACAUGAAGUGAUAGAUGUUGAUAGUGCUUCUGGUGGUUCUGUAAAUGACGAUUCAGACAACGAGGGAUCUUUACCUUCUGAAGUUGAUGACGAACUUCAGCUUGAGGAACCUCUAACUGAGGCAGAAAUAGAAGACCUUAUUUCUGAGCUUUUAGAAGUGGAGAGUAAGGCUGCGGAGGCCCAAGAAACUCUUGAAGAAGAAUCUCUUGCUAAAGUGGAGAGUGAAGUUAGACAAGAGUUGAAGCAAACUCUACAAGGGGAUGAUCUGGAAACUGCUGUUGCUGAUGAGAUGGCUACUUUUAAAGACGAGUGGGAAGCUGUUCUGGAUGACCUUGAAACUGAAAGUUCCCACUUACUGGAACAACUUGACGGGGCUGGAAUUGAGCUCCCAAGCCUUUAUAAGUUGAUUGAAAGAGACGCUCCAAAUGUCUGUCGCACCGAAGCAUGGAAAAAGCGGAACCAUUGGGUUGGGUCUCAGGCAACUACAGAAAUUGCCACAUCAGUUUCUGACGCUGAGAAAUAUCUACAAAUAAACAGACCUGUUAGAAGGCGACAUGGAAAAUUAUUGGAAGAGGGUGCUAGCGGCUUUCUCCAAAAAAAAAUUUCUCCGGAAACGCAGGAACCUGGAAAAAAAGAAACUGAGGGAGACUGGGAUGUGUUCAAUAAAAUAGUUUCUGAUGGGAGUGGUAUUGGUGCUUCAUUUGGUAGUAAGACUUGGGCUUCUGUUUACUUGGCCAGUACUCCACAGCAAGCUGCCUUAAUGGGACUUGAAUUUCCUGGAGUUCAUGAGGUGGAGGAAAUCGACGAUGUCGAUGGCAAUUCUACAGAUCCAUUUGUUGCAGCAGCUGUUGCAAAUGAAAGAGAACUAGAACUUUCUGAAGAGCAAAAUCGACAUUUUAAAAAGGUCAAUGAAGAGGAUGAUGCAAUUGUUGAUAGGAAGCUUCAAAUACGUUUGAAACAUAGGAGGCAUCAAAAGAAAAGUAAACUGCGAGAAACAAGCACACCUAUCCAGUCAAUGGAGGGCAAUGUACAGAAGCCUUCACCUGUCGAUCAAUUUAAUCCUGAUACGAAGGAAGGAUCUCGAGUUGAAGGGGAAGUUGUGUAUGACAAUAACAAGAGAGGAACCAAGCGUCCAAAUGACGGUGAGCUUGAUGCUGAUAACAAGAAGUACCGGACUGAUAUCAUCAUCAGCGACGAUGAUAUAUCCGCUUCCAGUUCUGGCAGUAGUGAUUCAGAUAGUUCAGACGAUUCAGAUGAUUCUGAUUCAGAUUCAGAUUCAGAGAUAGCGCCGGUUACAAUAAGCACUAAACGAAGACGCAAAAAAAAGAUUAGGAGGAUACUUGAUGACACUGAAUUAGGAGAAGAGACAAAAAAGAAAAUAGCCAUUGAAAAGGAACGUCAAGAACGCCUGAAAUCUUUGAGAGUACAGUUUUCUGCUUCAUCAUUUGACAAAAGCUCGGCUGGCUGUAAUGGAAGUUCAUCUGAAGGUGCAAGCGUUGAAAUUCUUGGUGAUGCACUGGCAGGUUAUAUAGUCAAUGUUGUGAGAGAAAUAGGUGAAGAAGCGGUUAGAAUACCACCGAGCAUUUCAGCUAAGCUAAAGACCCAUCAGAUUGCUGGAAUAAGAUUCAUGUGGGAAAAUAUAAUACAGUCAAUCAGAAAAGUUAAGUCAGGAGAUAAAGGUCUAGGGUGUAUUCUAGCUCAUACCAUGGGCCUUGGUAAAACAUUUCAGGUCAUAGCUUUCUUGUAUACGGCAAUGAGAAGUGUUGAUUUGGGUUUAAGAACUGCUCUUAUAGUCACACCUGUCAAUGUGCUACAUAAUUGGCGGAUGGAGUUCAUCAAAUGGGCACCAUCAGAAUUAAAGCGACUCAAGGUCUUCAUGCUGGAAGAUGUAUCAAGAGAUAGGAGGGCACAAUUGCUCUCAAAAUGGAGAGCAAAAGGCGGUGUAUUCUUAAUUGGCUAUACUGCUUUCCGGAAUUUGUCUCUUGGAAAGAACGCGAAAGACCGUGAGACAGCUAGAGAUAUUUGUCAUGCUUUGCAGGACGGACCAGACAUUCUUGUGUGUGACGAAGCCCAUAUCAUAAAAAAUACUAAGGCUGAAGUUACUCAUGCCUUGAAACAAGUAAAGUGCCAGAGAAGAAUUGCACUUACAGGAUCACCUCUUCAAAAUAAUCUCAUGGAAUAUUAUUGUAUGGUUGAUUUUGUCCGAGAAGGUUUUCUUGGAAGCAGCCAUGAAUUUAGAAAUCGCUUCCAAAAUCCUAUAGAGAAUGGUCAACACACUAAUUCCACUCUGACCGAUGUAAAAAUUAUGAACCAAAGGUCUCACAUCCUCUAUGAAGAAUUAAAAGGCUUUGUCCAAAGAAUGGACAUGAAUGUUGUGAAGAAAGACCUACCACCCAAAACAGUUUUCGUGCUAACAGUCAAGCUUUCUCCCUUACAAAGAAAGUUGUACAAGAGAUUCCUUGACGUGCACGGGUUCACUGAUGUCAGGGAAAAUCAUGAAAAGUUAAGAAAGAGGAGUUUUUUUGCUGGGUACCAGGCAUUGGCUCGGAUAUGGAACCACCCUGGGAUCUUGCAAUUGACAAAAGAAGACAAGGACUGUGUAAGACCUGAAGAUGCUGUCGAGAAUUUCCUUGUUGAUGAUAUCUCAAGUGAUGAAAAUUCUGAUUCUAAUGUACUUGCUGGAGAGAAAUUGAAGCAUACAAAUGAUUUGCUGCAAAAGAAGAAUGGUGAUGGCUUCUUCAUAAAGGGCUGGUGGAAAGAUAUUCUUCAUGGAAACAUUUAUAAAGAGCUUGAUCAAAGUGGCAAAAUGGUUUUGCUAAUUGAUAUACUUACGAUGAGUUCUGAUGUGGGUGAUAAGGUGCUGGUUUUUAGUCAGAGCAUACCAACCUUAGACCUCAUAGAACUUUAUCUCUCAAGACUACCACGACGUGGCAAACGAGGGAAGUUGUGGAAGAAGGGAAAAGAUUGGUAUAGGCUGGAUGGAAGAACAGAGAGCUCAGAAAGACAGAAGCUUGUUGAGAGAUUUAAUGAGCCUUUGAAUAGAAGGGUAAAAUGCACACUAAUUUCAACCAGAGCAGGCUCUCUGGGUAUUAAUCUUCAUGCAGCUAACCGUGUUGUUAUAGUUGAUGGUUCUUGGAAUCCAACAUAUGAUCUGCAGGCUAUAUAUCGAGCUUGGAGGUAUGGGCAGAAAAAGCCCGUGUUUGCUUAUCGGUUGCUGGCUCAUGGAACUAUGGAAGAGAAAAUAUACAAGCGCCAGGUUACAAAAGAGGGGCUUGCUGCUAGAGUGGUAGAUAGACAGCAGGUGCAUAGGACCAUAUCUAAAGAAGAAAUGCUGCAUCUCUUUGAGUUUGGUGAUGACGAGAACCCUGAGACUUUGGCUGAACUAAGUAAAUAUGAUGGACUUACUUGUGAUCAAAAUAAUCCGAUUUUGGCUGGGGAUUCACUGAAACAUACCGUACCACAUUCAAAUGGAAACGGUUAUUCUGAUAAGUUAAUGGAAAGCUUACUGGGCAAGCAUCAUCCCCGCUGGAUUGCCAAUUAUCAUUUACAUGAAUCCCUGUUGCAAGAAAAUGAAGCGGAAAAACUGUCGAAAGAAGAGCAAGACAUGGCGUGGGAGGUGUAUCGCAAAUCGCUAGAGUGGGAAGAAGUUCAGAGAGUACCGCUUGGUGAGUCUGUGCCUGAUCAAAAGGAAGAAGUGUCAAAGGAAGAAGAACCAAAUGAAUCAGAAGAUUUCUGCAUUUCAACUAAGCUGAGAAAUCGUUUCACAACACGGCAAUGCACCAAUCUUGCGCACUUGCUGACACUUAGAAGUCAGGGAAUAAGAUUUGGGAGCAGCACAGUCUGUGGUGAAUGUGCCCGGGAGAUAAGGUGGGAUAACUUAAAGAAGAAAUAG